ACCCCCUCCCUCUCUACAGCCAGAUCUCAGGGCUGAUGUGGGCUGGUCCCUGUGACUUUUAUUUUGAUUCUGCUCUCACGUGCGUCAGGAAGUGCUGAGUCUUGUGGUCACUUGACCAUUCUGAGCCUCUCCCUCUCUAUCUGCAGCCAGUCUGUGACCUUGUCUCACAGGGAUCACACAGAAUAUUUGUCACCUCUGCCACUCAGACCCCUUUGCAACAGCUGUCAAACAAUGGAUACCCUGCCCAAGGCUGUACUGGGAGUCAUCAUCUUCUGCUCCAUGUGGACUGGUUCCGCGGGAAAGGUUGCCUUCACGAUUGAGAAACUCUCCGCCUCGGGCAGUCCCUGUCAGUUGGAGUUGAGAUGCUCUAUCCCGAGACAAACAGCAAAAUUCCACUGGUACCGAGGUAGCACCAACAUAUCUGACGACAGCAGGCACCAUGUGGACUUCGGAGGCGCGCUGUUGACAGUCACACCUGACCCCAACAGCAACAGCGCCGUGUACAAAUGCCUUUCGGAGGCAACCCAAGAGGGCCUAUCCGUUGACGUGGCCCCAGCCUGUAACGUCUUUGGCGUGUUUAUGCAAAAAACUGGCUCUUCGUGCAUGCGCUGCCUAGUUAGGAUGGCCGUGACAAUCGUCUUCCUGUGCCUGUGGUUAAGUGCCUUGGGAUUCACCGCCUACUUCUGCUGUGGACAGACCAGUCAGAAGAAAGCAGGGAAGAAAGGACACACCACUGCCAAAGACAAUGAGGAAGGGAUUUAUUCACCUGUGGGAAUCGCUGACACUGGAAACAAAGGGAGUGCCCAGGAUGAGGAGAUGCCUGGGCCCAGCUCGGCUGAAGGAGACCCUGAUACCAACUACCAGCCCCUGAAGAAAGAGCAAGUCAGCGACUACAGUAUGAUUACACCGACAGCUGCCAAGGCACAUCCACAAGAUCCAACGUAUCAGGCCCUGGUCAAGGACAAAGAAGAAGACUACAGUUUGAUCAAGCCACAGGCGUCUGUUGGGGAGCCCGUGGUGACGUUCUCUGCUCUGAACAAAGAGGUCACGGUCGAGUUCUUUCCGCCAGGUGGAGCCAAUGGCCAGGAGUGAGGCAGUCAGCAGCUCACUUACAAGGCCACACUUUCUCUGUAUAAAGCAAGCCCUCGACCCAGGAUGAGAUCCCGGCCUGCAAGUCACUUGUUGAAACUGUCAGUCUAUAUAUAAGCUCCCUGAACUCCUCGAAUAGACCCUAGCCUGGAACUCUCUCCCUGAGGUCUGUCAUUUAAAUGUCAAUUUGGUAAUUCUCCGAUUUGAUCCCAGCCUGGAACUCGCUGCCAGGUGUCUGAUAUUGUAUAAAAAAACCCUGAAUCCAUCAAUUAGAUUGCAGCCUGUAACUCACUUCUGGGUCGGCGUGAUUGUAGAUAUGUUCCCCCUGAACUACUGCAUUAUCUCCCAACCUGUAACAUACUCCAGGGCAGUUAUUAUUCAUUUUAUACCCCUCUCCCCCUCCCCCCACCCACCCCUCCCCUUCUCCCGGUCAGCUCGAUUAGAUCCCAGCCUGGACUUGGCCCCAGGGUGGUGAGAUUGUGUGUGUGUGUGUGUGUGUGUGCACCCCAGGGAUGAUCUGUGUGCAUGAAGACGUGUCCCUGAGCACCGUGCUUUCACUUGAAUGUGCUUCCCAGGGCCAAAGACCAGUGGCCACAGGGCAAGUCCAAUAAAGCUGAAGGAUAUUGGACCUAAUGACUCCAAACGAGUUCCCAGGAGAGUUCUACAGUCAAUCCCACCAACCUUCUCCUUCCCACAUAUCUUCUGAAUGUGUGAGACUGCUGCCACCCGAUAGUAUGCGCAUUCUCUGCACAUGCCAGGACAUCACACAUUUGUUGUCGAUACAAGCUUCCCCAUUCACACGCAGCCCCUCCAUCUCCCACCACCCGUUGUUCUCCCUCUAAUCCUGCACAAACACCUCCAAGAGCUGUCACAGCCCUCCCCGGCGCACCGAGAUGCCUUCCAGAAAUCCCUCAGCGGGCCUGACCACCGCACCUCUGUAACCUUGGGCAUGCAGCUGGCCAGCUGACGUGCCACUGGGCUGCAGACUUGCCACUGGGCUGCAGACCUGCCACUGGGCCUACUUACUGCCAGUUUACCAUUCACCCAUAACCUCCACAAUCUCAGUUGUUUCCAACAAGCUUGACUUCCUCACAAAUAUCCCAAUAGCACAGAUAUUCCUUCUUCCAGGUUGGCUAAUUCCCAGCAAUUUAUAGCAUUUGCAUUCCACUGCUUCAAAUCAAAUCCGGUGUAAUCCUUCAACAUCCUACCGUACCCUAUCAUCCCUCCUCCCUGUCCCUGUAACUUCUACCAAGCCCCGACACCCAUCCAUCCCUCCAGAGCUUACACCACUCCCUGUUCCUGUAACCCCCUCAUGCCUCUACACCCUUCCUUGUCCAUGUAAACCGCUCCAGCCUCUCCACCCAUCUCUUUCUCUGUAUCUCCCUCCAGGCUCUGCACCCCUCCCUAUCAGCCUCCAGCCUUAACAACCCACUGAUAUUUCUGCUCCCCUUAAUG
This is a messenger RNA of Amblyraja radiata (thorny skate), 2544 nucleotides long. RefSeq lists its product as uncharacterized. Bases 232 to 1092 code for a protein of 286 amino acids. NCBI's taxonomy places the organism in Eukaryota, Metazoa, Chordata, Chondrichthyes, Rajiformes, Rajidae. The record is from RefSeq and is a predicted model, not a curated record. The transcript is spliced from 6 exons.